Molecule: messenger RNA, 1188 nt
Organism: Pseudophryne corroboree (corroboree frog)
Lineage: Eukaryota; Metazoa; Chordata; Amphibia; Anura; Myobatrachidae
Product: olfactory receptor 11L1-like
Exons: 2
Coding region: 1-1188 (395 amino acids)
Biological process (GO): G protein-coupled receptor signaling pathway
Cellular component (GO): membrane
Molecular function (GO): G protein-coupled receptor activity; olfactory receptor activity
Source: RefSeq, a predicted model, not a curated record
AUGGCAGAUGAUGAAACUUAUCAGAUCUUCAGUUAUGAUCCAACCACUCAAAAUAAAAGUGAACUGGACACUAUAUUAGUCCAAGCAAAGAAUGGGGAUGUCAUUAAUGGAAAAAUCUGGAAGACAAUAAGCCAGGACUUUCUUGUGGUACUGAUUAUAAAGAUGGCGCCAAAGAGCCACAAGAACCUGGAAUCACCUCCAGGAAUUGUUGAAGAAAUGCACAAAAAUAAUAUCUCACACAUCUUUAUCCUGGGAUUUCCACAUCUGUACAGCUUUAGUAGUCUAUUGUUUUCGUUCCUGCUCAUCGUUUACUGUGUCACCAUAUGCGGUAAUGUUAUUAUCAUUGCUCUAGUUUCAGUAAACAAAAAUCUUCAUUCACCAAUGUAUUUCUUCAUCACACAAAUAUCUUUACUGGACAUCCUGAUGACCACGGACAUUCUCCCUUACUUACUUCACAUUGUCCUGAACAAUGGUGGCACUGUGUCUCUUGUUGCCUGUAUAUUACAGUUUUUUGUUCUUGGCAAAUCAGAAAUAAUAGAGUGUCUCAUCCUGACGGUGAUGUCUUUUGACCGUUAUGUGGCUAUCUGCAACCCACUGAGAUAUAGCUCUGUAAUCAACAGAAGAUUCUGUGAGAUUUCUGUCAUAGCAUCAUGGUCUUUGAGCUUUUUGUUGGUGUUGAUGAAUGCUGUAGCUACAUACAAAUUAGACUUCUGUGGAUCUAAUGUUGUUGAUCAUUUCUUCUGUGAUUUAACUCCCAUUCUAGAGCUUUCUUGUUCAGAUAUAUCAAUAGUUCAAAAACAGACCAUUUUUAUUUGUUUUAUUGCAGUUGUAUUUCCAUUCAUAAUAAUCUUUGUUUCUUAUGUGGGUAUUAUUAGCACCAUCCUACAAAUUCGCUCCAUCAGUGGGAGACAGAAAGCCUUCUCCACCUGCAGCUCCCACCUGGCUGUUGUGUCUAUAUAUUUUGGAUCUCUAAUUUCUGUGUAUAUGGUUCCAACAGAAGGAAAAUUAUUUGCUAACAGCAAGACAUUAUCGCUGCUUUACACUGUGGUGACACCACUGCUUAACCCAUUUAUAUACAGCCUGAGGAAUAAAGACUUUAAGAAAGCUUUUGAAAAAUUCAAAUGUAGUUUGCGUGAAUUCAUAGACAACUUCAGGCACAAAAAGAAAAACUUUCGUGAACAAACAUAA